GAGGGAUUUGCCUUCGCCUUCGACCUUUUCAUCCUUCUGCGUUUUCUUGUUUUCCCUAGAGGUUUCUUUUUUGAGUUUCGAUGGCAUUUGCAAGAUAGAUCGAUAUCAGGGCUGCCUCGUGUUCAAGUGUAAACGCCCGCCGGCUGGGCCUUUAAAAAACAGAAAAAAUCACAGUAGGCCCUGCGUCAUAUCGACCGCGCACCCUUCCCUGCCAGUCAACUCGGCACGCUGUUGUUGAGCGAAUUCAAAGUUCAUAAAAGGGAUUCCGUCUCUUUAAACGUCCUGUUGGUCCUCCCAUCACCUCGCUCGCCUUGGUGAAGGCAACUUAACAUAGCUAUCUCCUCACCACCACCGACCACGGUUCACGUUAAGAAUAGAACGUGCGGGUUCACUUGUGAUAGAGAAAUCCAGCGUUGAUCCCGCCUGCUUCGCCUCGCGACCCUUAUAUUGGCAUCGUUUUUUACGUCUUCCCCACAUCUUGCUCAGUUCGCUUGCUGCGUGACAGGGUUUCUCAUCCGCAUCUGGCAACCUUCGGCGGUUCUCGUUCCGCUCUCAGUUGAUUUUGCUCUCGACCAAUAUUCAUCCGUCUGCCGCUCAUAACUCCGACAAAGCCUAUCAUUCCUUUACACUGCCUUCAAUCCCACGUAAACAUGACGGUUGUCUCGGUUCAUUCAAACAGCAUGCACGCAUACGGAGCAGUUGCAAAAUCCGUCCUCCCAUCUGCAAAUCCAUGCGCCUUGGAGUCAACUGAGGGCAAACGAGCCGCUCGUGUCCUGCAUGCCAACGUUACCGCGAUAAGUUCAAAUCCUCUAGAAUCAUUACAUUCUGAGAACGGGCAGACAGGACGUCGUGUCCGCGUACAAGCCCCGGAAUGCAGAAGAGUGGAUUCAGGUUACUACUCGGGUGUCCCGAGCUCUGCCGAACGCGCAACACCGCCACCACGUAGCUCCAGUCUUGGAUUGUCGCUAGAUGAAGAUGCACCGUUACCUGCACCUUGUACCGUCACCCGUACCAGUAUACCCAUGCCCAGGAGCUAUCAGGUAACUGAGGUAUCCACACCCCGGUCGUUCUCGGUUUAUGGCCGGUCUGCACCAGAUCCAAUAAAUACAGCAUCACCACAAACAAUGAGUGAGCGAGAAUUUGCCAACAACCCACUUCACCCUCGCUUUUUGGCAAAGUACUCUAUUCAGGGCGAGCUGGGUUUUGGGGCGACGGGAUUUGUCGUGGCGGCGAGGCGGCUGGAGGACGGUCAGGCGGUGGCGGUUAAAUUCAUGUUCAAGGACAGAAUACCCGUGGAAAAUUGGUUGCGGGAUCGGCAGCUGGGAACCGUGCCACUAGAGAUUUUCAUCUUAAAGAGACUGGAUCAUGAGAACAUUGUCCGUUAUCUAGACUUUUAUGAAGACAAGAAGUUCUUUUACCUGGUGAUGGAAACACAUGGUAUACCAUGGGUGAACUUCAAAGACGAAAACACAGUGCCCUCACCAACAACUACUGCGGCUGCACUCAAAGCAAGAAGACCCAGUCGACGUGCUUCCCAGGACUUGUUUGAAUGCAUCGAGCAAAAUCCUUUUAUGCAAGAGCGCGAUGUUCGUCACAUCUUCUCCCAAAUCGCUACAGCGGUAGCGUAUCUUCACCAAAACAACAUUGUGCAUCGCGACAUAAAGGACGAGAACAUUGUCAUUGAUCUCUACAAGAACGUCAAGCUUAUCGAUUUCGGUAACGCUGCCUUCAUACCUCGUUCCGAACGCGACUAUUUUGAUCGAUUUUAUGGAACGAUGCAUUGUGCCGCCCCAGAGAUACUUCGUGGAGAAAAAUACCGGGGGCCUGAACAGGAUGUGUGGGCUCUAGGCGUGUUGCUCUACACACUAGCCUUCUCCCAGACACCAUUUAAGGAUGCUGCCGGCAUCAUGACGGGACGAUAUGCUACACCGCGAUUCUCGCGGAGCUCUCCUUUACUUGGGCUUCUGAGUUGUCUAUUAGAACCGAAUGUGGCCAAACGUGCUACCAUGGAUGACGUGCUGCGACAUGAGUGGAUCAGUGGACAAGGGACCGUGGUUUCGGUUGACUAGACGAUGAUGGAUCAUCGGUAAUCGCAUCCCUUGGUGCGAGAAUAUUCUGUACAUAGUUAUAUUUUUAGGUGGCGUGUAGUGAUCCUUUGAUUUUUUUCUCACGUUUUUGUAUGUGGUUAUGGAACAUUUUUUUUCAUGUUGAACAUUCGAAAUAAAAGUAGUACCUACC
Molecule: messenger RNA, 2238 nt
Organism: Spizellomyces punctatus DAOM BR117
Lineage: Eukaryota; Fungi; Chytridiomycota; Chytridiomycetes; Spizellomycetales; Spizellomycetaceae
Product: CAMK/CAMKL/PASK protein kinase
Exons: 3
Coding region: 651-2069 (472 amino acids)
Biological process (GO): intracellular signal transduction; negative regulation of glycogen biosynthetic process; protein phosphorylation
Cellular component (GO): cytosol; cytoplasm; nucleus
Molecular function (GO): ATP binding; protein serine/threonine kinase activity
Source: RefSeq, a predicted model, not a curated record